This is a messenger RNA of Vicia villosa (hairy vetch), 1662 nucleotides long. RefSeq names its product F-box/kelch-repeat protein At3g23880-like. The record is from RefSeq and is a predicted model, not a curated record. NCBI's taxonomy places the organism in Eukaryota, Viridiplantae, Streptophyta, Magnoliopsida, Fabales, Fabaceae. The transcript is spliced from 2 exons. Gene Ontology annotation, molecular function: protein binding. Bases 122 to 1282 code for a protein of 386 amino acids.
GUGUAGGGUUGGUUUUACUUUUCAAUUAGGGCUCAUAGUUUCUCCUCGUAAAAGAGAAUAAUAUGUGGGUUUAACUUUUCUACUCCAAUUCAUCAACUGCAGAACCCCUCACAUAAACCACAUGAGUCCCCAGUCGGAGGAUCCUCAUAACGUGCCGGUGCCGGUAUAUAUCCCCGGCGAACUCAUCGCCGACGUGCUUUCCUUCCUUCCCGUCAAAUCAGUCCUUCGAUUGAGAUGUGUGAGCAAGACAUUGAGUUGUAUCAUCUCUGAUCCUUCCUUUGUCAAAUCGCAUCUUAACCGAUCCGCACGAAAGGAUGAACUCAAACUUGUAAACUUUUUGGAAUGGAAGAAGGUCUCGUUUUCAGUUUUUCGAAUGUCUGAAAACCCUCCAAUCAUUUUCAAUCUCCCUGAAGAUUCUUACUAUACAUUGAAGGAGAAUGGCUGGUUCAAUAUAGCUGGUUCCUGCAAUGGUUUACUUUGUUUUUACGAUCAACGUUAUAGCUAUAACUCUACAGUUGUAGAGACAGGGCUCCUUAUUUGGAACCCGGCCACGAGGACAAUAUCAGAAAAAAUAUGCUGUAGUGGUAUCGGCUCCAUUGAAUCUCUUGCUAAUUUUAUGUUUGGUUGUGAUAAUUCAACCAACACUUAUAAGGUGCUGUAUUUUAUUCCUUAUAAAAAACAAGUAAGAGUUCUCACUUUGGGUAAUAAUGUUUGGAGAAAUAUUGAAAAAUCUCCGGUGAAACAUUGUUCCUCCAUGAAUCUUGCCCAUCUGAGUGGUACUGUUAAUUGGUUGGCAAUCCGCAAACACUACUCCACUUAUGAUUACAAGAAUAUAACUAUUGAGCAGUUUGUGAUUAUUUCACUUGAUUUGGGCACGGAGACACAUACUCAGUUGCGGCUUCCUCCGGGUUUCAAUGAAGUUCCAUUUGUUGAACCACAUCUAAGUGUGUUAAUGGAUUGUCUUUGUUUUUCUCAUUAUUUCAAAAAAACUCAUUUAGUAAUAUGGCAAAUGAAGGAAUUUGGAGUUCAAGAGUCUUGGUCUCAAUUCCUUAAAAUUAGUUAUGACAAACUUUUGUUGGAUCGUCACUCUGUUUAUUUUCAAUUGUUGCUAUUAUGCUAUUCGGAGAAGAAUGAUACACUGAUUUUUAUGAACUAUCUUGAAAGCCAAGCAAUUAACCGGAGGGAUAACAGAAUGGAGAGAAUGAAUAGCGUAGAGGGAAUAGAUAGAUCCUUGUUGUUGAGUGGCCAUGAUCAUGUUGAAAGCUUGGUUUGGUAUUGUUGAAUUGAAAGGGCGGUUUGGGUCUGGCUUUGCGGGGAUGUCACGUGCAGCAGGGUGGAUCGAGUUCAGGCUGAGUAUCCUGUCUCGCACAAUUCUGCUUCGUUGUUUUUCUUCUUGUGUGGGUGUGCCAAUUAGAGGGCUGCUGUUUUUUGUUGGUUUCAACUCAGGAAUCUUUAUCUGGAUGUUAAUUCAUAUUGAUUUCAUGCCAUCUUUUGAAUUAGUUCAACUCAUGGUCAAUUAGCAAGAGAUUUUGUAAUAAGUUGUGAUAUUUAAGUUAUCAUAUUCCUUUUGUUUCAGUUGUAUCCUCAGGAAGUUGAUUUCUCGCAAGACUUUUGUAUAAGUCAUGAUAUUUAAGUUAUCAUAUUCCUUUUGUUUCAAUUGUA